AUGGAGAUAUCUACUCAUCAAAAUUCUUUAAUACCAUCAUUUCAACGGUAUUCGCAAUGUGAAGGUGGAUCUGGGGCGUCAUUCGACGUCUGCAUGGAUGAUUACACCUUUCAUGCGGAUUUUAUAAACUGUGGCGAAGAAUGUUCCUCCAUGGGUUCAUCUGUUCCGUCAUUCGGAAACGAUUCUGAGGGGAGCAGUGAUAAUUCUGAUAUGAUAGAUGACGCCUCAAGUGAGACAAGGUUGCGAGAACGAACGAAAAGCGGAUAUGUAGAGCUCACAGCUUCGUCAGAGAUGCUGCGAAUUCGAUUUCCGUUUCAGUCCAUCAGUGUUCGCCUGGCUGACUUUUUAUGCCUUCAGGAGAACGAUUUACUCAACGACACGAUUGUGGAUUUCUAUCUUAACCAUGUUGUUGAGCACAUUCUUCCUGAUGAGCCGAACAAACGAGUCACUGUACUUCCUUCAGUGUUUUGGCACAACUUGUCAAUACUUCAUUCUGGAGCCCAGGUUGAUGACGCAGACGUUACUCUUACUGAUGAUCAAAAGCUUGAUGCCCGAUUCGGAGAUGUUUUGGACUUUGUAGAAGAUUUCGAUUUUAUCGAUGUUGACUAUAUCGUUGUACCUGUAAAUGAGUGGGAACAUUGGUCGUUGGUGAUUGUAUGCCAUCCUUUCACCGCUCGCGCAAGAAUGCUUUGCUUUGACUCUCAGCUAAGUGAGGAUCCGAACAAUAUGCAAAACAUCUCUAUUCUCUGUGAUGAUUUUCUAAAGUACGUGUGGCUACGACGUCGCCAGCAGCCACUUUGUUCCAUGGAAAGGAUGCGCUGCAUUGUCCCUGAGCGCCUGCCUCAACAGAGCAACAACUACGACUGUGGACUGUAUAUCGUUGAAUUUGCUCGACGAUUUCUUCUCGCACCACCAUCUAAUGUGGGUAUUUUUCUCAGUCCAACUAUUAAACAGACCCGUAAUUUCAUCACUUUGGCUGUUUCCUGA
This is a messenger RNA of Cooperia oncophora, 987 nucleotides long. NCBI's taxonomy places the organism in Eukaryota, Metazoa, Nematoda, Chromadorea, Rhabditida, Trichostrongylidae. The record is from the annotation of a GenBank genome assembly.